Temnothorax curvispinosus is the source of this 576-nucleotide messenger RNA. Its product is annotated as KRAB-A domain-containing protein 2-like. Gene Ontology annotation, biological process: DNA integration. Gene Ontology annotation, molecular function: nucleic acid binding. The record is from RefSeq and is a predicted model, not a curated record. Lineage: Eukaryota; Metazoa; Arthropoda; Insecta; Hymenoptera; Formicidae. The annotation marks the transcript as partial. The transcript is spliced from 2 exons.
AUGGAAGAUAUAGUGAGUAAAGAAUUAUUUAUCGAAAAAUACAAUAAGUACUAUGAGGAACAACCUGAAACUUUGAAAGCCAAACAAGCAGUAGAUGUGGCUAACAAACUCAUCAAGAUAUUUUUACAAUUCGGUGCUCCAGCAAUACUGCAAAGUGAUAACGGACGCGAAUUCGUAAAUAAAGUCAUAGAAGAAUUCAAAGUUCUUUGGCCGCAAUUGCAUAUUGUUCAUGGCAGACCUCGGCAUCCACAAAGUCAGGGUAGUGUUGAAAGAGCAAACCAAGAUGUUGAAAAUAUGCUUCGCGCAUGGAUGACGGAUAAUCAUUCAACUUCUUGGGCCACAGGUUGUUACUUCGUUCAGUGGCAAAAAAAUAAUUCCUUGCAUCGGGUGAUCGGCAGAAGUCCUUUUAAAGCAGUUUUUGGUAGUGAUCCAAAAUUAGGACUUGCUUCAACUAAUCUUCCUCAGCAUAUUCUAUCGUCAGUGGCUACAGAAGAAGAACUGAAUAAUUUAAAAAUUGAAAUUAAUUCUAAUGGAUUGACAGUUGAUUCAAAUGAAGACGAGCUGGCAGACGGCGAC